AUGAGUAGUGUACGGGUAGUUGCUCGGGUUAGACCGUUGUUGAAAUCGGAGAGAGAUGUGGAUGUUAUCCUUCACACAGGAUCCAAGCACACUCUGUCGAGCAAGGCGGAUCGAAAGAGCUCCCAAGAUACAUCGAAGCUGGCUGCGUUGAGGGACAGGGAUACGCUCGUUCGCAUUCCGAACCCGAAGAACGAGAACGAGGAGUACUCUUUUCAGUUCAACGCGGUGUACGAUGCGGAGGCAUCUCAGCAGGAGCUCUUCGAGGCGGAGGUUUCUCCCACCAUCAAGCACCUUUUCAACGGUUUCGAUGUCACACUUUUCGCAUAUGGUGUCACUGGAACGGGGAAAACGCACACAAUGAGGGGCGGUAAAAGCCUUGCUGAAAGAGGUGCUAUCCCCCGUCUCCUGAGUAGCAUAUACAGACGAAGCCGCAAGAUGGAGAAGGAUAGCGAUGGAGAGACCUCAGUCAACGUGUCCUUGAGCUACUACGAAAUCUACAAUGACAAGGUCUUUGAUCUCUUUGAGCCUCCGGAGAAGAGAACAAUGGCGGGCUUGCCGCUGAGGGACAACGGUGGGAAGACCGUAGUUGUAGGCUUGACGGAGAGGCCAUGUCAUACCUUGAAAGAAUUUGAGACCCUGUAUGACCAGGCAAAUAUCAACAGAUCUACCUCCGCUACCAAGCUCAACGCGCAUUCAUCUCGGUCCCAUGCUAUUCUCUGCGUGAAGGUCGCAAUCACAACCGGAGACCAAACCCGGGUCAGUCAUGCGUCUGCCAUUGACCUUGCUGGCUCGGAGGAUAACCGUCGAACGGACAAUGACAAGGAGCGCAUGGUGGAAUCCGCCAGCAUCAACAAGAGUCUUUUCGUCCUAGCCCAGUGCGUGGAAGCAAUCACCAAGAAGCAUCACCGGAUCCCAUACAGGGAGUCCAAGAUGACCAGAAUCCUCUCGCUAGGUCAGAACAAUGGGUUGACCGUAAUGAUUCUGAAUCUGGCCCCGGUUAGAUCGUACCAUUUGGAUACAAUAAGCUCACUUAAUUUCGCCAACCGCACCAAGAAAAUUGAGUUGCGCGAAGUAGAAAACGAGCCAAUCUUCAAAGGACCUCCGAGAGCUGCGCCACGACCCUCAGUUGCAUCCCAAAGACAACCUCUCCGGCCAUUGACAGCUUCUGUUAAUGUAAACCUCGCGGCUAAUAAGGACAAGGAACCCUCAAAACCCGCCGAUGGAAAGCCGGUAAAGGCGUUCAGUGUAUAUUCAGACAAGCCACGUCCGAGAACCUCAGCUCAAUUCAAAAAGCCCGAACUUCCUAGUCGGCCUUCACUAAGCUCUGAGCAGCCGGGAUUGCGUUCUGCAAAAGCUAGCCGACUGGCUCAACCACACAAGGCUCCUCCCAAACAUCAAGAGGACAUUUCGUCCAGGAUCGAGGAGCUAGUGGAGAAGAAAGUCGAAGAGAUACUCGCCGUUCGCGCAGUCAGCGAGAAAUCAAGGCAAACACAGAUCCGCGAGCUAGACGAACAAGUCCAGAGACGCCUAGAGCUUCUAGAGCAACGCAUCGAGGGAUCUGAGGAUGCCAGAGCAGAGGGUCUAUCGUACUUACUCAUGGCAAAGCAGCACCAGGGCCGCGGCGAGGACGGCUCAGCGCUAAGAAUGUAUCAACUAGCCCUUCCCUUCUUCCCGGAGAACGAGAAGCUCGUCAGAAAAAUCGACAAUUUAAAAAAGCACCUCGUGUCCAAGCCAUGUCAGAGCAUCGAAAUCACCAGCACCCCGACGAUAGAGUCUAAAAGGGGACUGGGUAGCAUGUUGUCACUGCCAUUAUCAAAGCAAGGCACUAAACGACCCGCAGAUGAAGUUGACGCAGACUACGAAGACCACGAGUCAUACGUAGCAGACUCGGAUGAUGCUUUUGAAGAGACCAAGCGCCGGAAGCGCACAAAGACUCAAAAGAUUAGCCCCGAAUUAGACUCACUUCCCGGAGACGGAGAAGACGACGAGUCAGUCCCCUCCCCUCGGACAAUCCACCUCCUCUCCAUUAUCAACUCCCGCGACGUCGGCCAAAUCAAGCUCCUGAAGGGUGUUGGUGCCAAGAAGGCAGAGGCUAUCGUUGACUGUCUCUGCGAGUUGGACCGAAGUCUAGAGAGAAAUGGGCAGACGCAGGUCUGUAUAAACAGCCUCGCGGAGCUGAGCAAGCUGAAGGGCUGCGGAGUGAAGACGGUCCAGAGCAUGCGAACCGGUGUUCUGGUAUAG
Molecule: messenger RNA, 2241 nt
Organism: Aspergillus puulaauensis
Lineage: Eukaryota; Fungi; Ascomycota; Eurotiomycetes; Eurotiales; Aspergillaceae
Product: kinesin family protein
Exons: 3
Coding region: 1-2241 (746 amino acids)
Biological process (GO): microtubule-based movement
Cellular component (GO): microtubule; kinesin complex
Molecular function (GO): ATP binding; microtubule binding; ATP hydrolysis activity
Source: RefSeq, a predicted model, not a curated record